This is a messenger RNA of Cynara cardunculus var. scolymus (artichoke), 2359 nucleotides long. Its product is annotated as calcium-dependent protein kinase 8-like. Lineage: Eukaryota; Viridiplantae; Streptophyta; Magnoliopsida; Asterales; Asteraceae. Gene Ontology annotation, cellular component: nucleus; cytoplasm. The coding region runs from base 440 to 2041 and encodes 533 amino acids. Gene Ontology annotation, biological process: protein autophosphorylation; intracellular signal transduction; peptidyl-serine phosphorylation. The transcript has 8 exons. The record is from RefSeq and is a predicted model, not a curated record. Gene Ontology annotation, molecular function: calmodulin binding; calcium-dependent protein serine/threonine kinase activity; calcium/calmodulin-dependent protein kinase activity.
CCCUUUCUCUAUCACUGAUUUAUGGGUGAAAUGUUGAUACCCUGAAUUAUUUCUAUUCACACACCCUUCUUCAACCCCUUCCAAACCCUUUUACUUACCAUAAAUCACCACUCACACCUUCCAAGAAUCCUGGGAUCAUCAUCCAUUUCCUCUCUUUUUGCUAAAAAUUCCCAUCAGAUUUUUCUUUUUCUUGCAAAAACCCAGAUUAGGUUUCUAAAAUCAAGUUGCAGAAUCUCAAGAUCUGAUCGAUUUUAAGGUAGGUCCUUUUGGGAUCUAUAACUUCGAUUGUUUUUGGUUCAAGUUUUUGGUCUGUAUUUGACCCCUCCAGCUUUCUGAUAUCCAUUUGGAUUGAAGAUCGAAAAAAGCUUGAAGGGUCAAGUUUUUUUCGACAAAUCAGAAAUCGGAAAAAAAAGGGGUUUGAUUUUGAAUCUGUGAUUAUAUGGGUAACUGUUGUGCUGCACCCUCUACUACUGAUUCUGAGAAGAAAAAGGGGAAAAAUAAGCCAAACCCAUUUUCAUUAGACUAUGGUGGGUCUACUCCAUCUGGAAAUGGUGGAUAUAAGACCACUGUUUUAGAAAACCCAACAGGCCAUGAAAUUGAGAAGACAUAUGUUCUUGGGAAGGAGAUGGGUAGAGGAGAAUUUGGGAUUACUUAUAUGUGUACUGAUAAAUCUACGGGUGAAGUUUUUGCUUGUAAAUCGAUAUCGAAAAAGAAGCUGAGAACUAGAGUGGAUAUUGAGGAUGUGAAAAGGGAAGUUGAGAUUAUGAAACAUAUGCCACCACAUCCUAAUAUUGUGAGCUUGAAGGAUACUUAUGAAGAUGAUAAUGCUGUUCAUUUGGUUAUGGAAUUGUGCGAGGGUGGGGAGUUGUUCGAUCGAAUUGUUGCUAGAGGACAUUACACUGAGAGGGCAGCUGCUGGUGUCACUCGUACCAUCGUUGAGGUUAUUCAGAUGUGCCACAAGCAUGGUGUUAUGCAUCGUGAUCUUAAACCCGAGAACUUCUUGUAUGCAAACAAGAAAGAAACUGCAGCCUUGAAAGCUAUUGACUUUGGGUUAUCGGUUUUUUUCAAACCAGGGGAAAGAUUCAACGAAAUUGUAGGUAGCCCAUACUACAUGGCUCCUGAAGUCCUGAAACGAAACUAUGGUCCUGAGGUGGAUGUGUGGAGUGCUGGAGUAAUUUUAUACAUAUUGCUUUGUGGUGUUCCCCCUUUCUGGGCAGAAACGGAACAAGGCGUUGCACAGGCAAUCAUUCGAUCUGUUGUAGAUUUCAAGAGGGAUCCUUGGCCCAAAGUAUCCGAUGCUGCAAAGGACCUUGUCAAGAAGAUGCUCAAUCCUGACCCAAAAUUACGCCUUACUGCUCAGGAAGUUCUAGAUCAUCCGUGGAUUCAGAACGCCAAAAAGGCUCCAAAUGUUUCUUUAGGUGAAACUGUUAAAGCAAGACUCAAGCAAUUCUCUGUCAUGAACAAGCUUAAAAAGAGGGCUCUAAGGGUAAUUGCGGAACAUUUGUCUGCAGAGGAAGUGGCUGGCAUAAAGCAAGGUUUCGAUUUGAUGGACACAAGCAAGCAAGGGAAGAUAAAUAUUGUUGAGUUGAAAGCUGGCUUGCAGAAGCUCGGACAUCAGAUUGCUGAUGCAGAUCUUCAAAUACUUAUGGAAGCGGGUGAUGUUGACAAAGAUGGAUACUUGAACUACGGUGAAUUUGUUGCAAUAUCAGUUCACUUGAGAAAGAUGGGCAACGAUGAUCAUCUUAAAGAUGCUUUUGCAUUCUUUGAUAAAAACCAAAGUGGGUAUAUAGAGGUUGAAGAGCUAAGGGAAGCCUUAGCCGAUGAAGAUGAAGCCAACAACGAAGAAGUCAUUUCCGCCAUCAUUCAUGAUGUCGACACCGAUAAGGACGGAAGGAUUAGUUUUGAGGAAUUCACAGCGAUGAUGAAGGCAGGAACAGAUUGGAGAAAAGCAUCACGACAGUAUUCGAGAGAGAGAUACAAUAACUUGAGCUUGAAGUUGUUCCAAGAUGGAUCGAUGGAUUUAGCGAACGAAGCAAGAUGACCAACAAGAAAAUUAUAUUGUCAAAAGAAUGAAGUUUCUUGAAAUACUUUGUUUUUUGGUUUUGACAGAAGGGAUUUGGUUGUGGUGAAGGGAUUGAUUGUGGUUGUAAAUAUGGAUAUGUUCACAUAACAUAUCCUUGACCUUGAGGCCUGAGGGCCAGCAUCCCUUUGUUUCAACUCCUCAUUUAGUUUCUUUAGGGAAUUGGAUCCUGUAAAGCAUGCUAACUAAUAACAAGUGUUUAUCUUCUUUUUAAUUGUAUUUUGUAACGAUGUCGAUCUUCUUACCUGCUAAAGUUGUUGGUCGGAUUCUUGUUUUGUA